Molecule: messenger RNA, 2526 nt
Organism: Tinamus guttatus (white-throated tinamou)
Lineage: Eukaryota; Metazoa; Chordata; Aves; Tinamiformes; Tinamidae
Source: RefSeq, a predicted model, not a curated record
AUGGAAGAGAAGUACAAGAUUGCAUCAGAUGAAUCCUAUCGUGAUCCAACAAAUGUUUUGCGCAAACUGAAGUGGCAUGAGGCUGCUGAGAGGGAAAUGAUGGCUAAUGAGGAACACUUUGCAACACUGAUAAAGAAAGGAAAUCAACUAAUUCAAGAUGACCAUUAUGCUGCAGCUUCUAUCCAGAAUAAGAUGUCAGAGCUGCAGAAGAAGUGGGAUAAAUUGUAUCGCAAGAUGAUAGAGCGAGGUGACAAGCUGAGACAAGCUGGACAGCAAGAACAGCUCAUGGAACUGCUCCAGGAUGCUAAAAAGAAGAUAGAGAAAAUUGAGAAGGUUCUUCAUGAGUCAGGGACAGGACAUGAUUUGCGCUCCAGCCGUGAUCUUCUCAAGCAGCACAGGCAGCUGGAAAAUGAGACACGAGAGCUUGCAGAGAAAAUGAACUCUAUUGUGUCUCAUGCGAGGAAAAUGGCCACCAAUCACUUUGAUUCACAGAGAAUUCUGGAUGAAACACAGAAGUAUCUGGAAAGAUUUGAGUCUUUGCAAGCACCUCUUGAUGAGAGGCGUAAGUUACUGGAAGCUGCAGUGGAUCUCUAUGAGUUCUAUCACUAUCAUGACAUGGAACUGAACUGGAUUAAUGAGCGACUGCCUAUCGCCCAUUCCACCAACUGCGGGAAGUCCUUGGAUGUGGCUCAAAGCCUGCUGCAAAAACACAAGGAAUUUCAGGCAGAAGUGAAUGCCCACAAACAGCAAGUCCAACGGGUCCUGGAUAAAGGAAGAGCAAUGGUUGUGAGCCAGCACCCCUCAACUCAGAAAAUAAAAGAGAAAUGCCAGGAGCUUAUGACUGUCUGGCAGGAUCUGGAGAAGGCCUGUGAGGAAAGGAUGAAGCAGCUGCAGCACUCGAUUGGCUUCCAGGAGUUUUUAAUGAACACCUCAGACCUGGAGGCUUGGAUAGCAGAAAAACGCCCACUUGUGACAAGCAAGGACUAUGGUAAGGAUGAAGAUGGAACACUGAAACUCCUCCAAAAACAUAAGGCACUGGAACAGGAGAUCGCCGUUUACCAGACUUUCAUGAAAGAGCUGAGUGAAAGUGCCCAAAGUCUUCCUCUUUCGGGUUCUGUUCAGUAUGUUGAUGUUGAUGGCCCAAAGGACCAAGCUCAUUCAAAACUCCAGGAGUUGCAGGAACUAGCAGCAGAAAGAGGGAAAAAGCUGGAUGAGACUCUUAUCUUGCAUGAAUUCCUGCGGGAAUAUGAAGAUCUGCAGGACUGGAUCACUCAACAGAAACAAGUGGCCAGCUCUGAAGACUACGGUAAUGACUAUAAGCAUGUCUUGCAACUUUGUGCCAAAUAUGACAUAUUCCAACGCCAGUUAGAAGCAGCUGGGAAGAGAGUUGUGGCUUGCCAGCAGCUAGCAGAAAACUUGCUGAAUCGUGGCCAUUCUGACUCCAGGGAAAUCCGUCAGAAGCAGAAGGAGCUAAGAAACUCCUGGGAGGAACUAUUGGAAAUUACCAGGUUGCGGGGUGAGCGACUAAGAGAUGCUGAAGCAAUUCACAGGUGUUACCAAGACCUUACAGAUGCUCUGGCCCAUAUUGAGGAAAAAUCCAAAAGUAUUCCAGAUGACAUUGCCAAGGACAUGAGAGGAGUGCAAACCCAGCUCCGCAACCAUGUGGCCCUGGAGCAUGAGCUUGUUGGGAAUGAGCAGCAGCUGCAGGAGUUGAUUCGCUCUGCAGAUCACGUGCUGGCCCACUGCUCCAAGAAACAGGUGGCAGACCUGAAAGCAAAGCAGCAGGCCAUAGUGACAAACUGGAAGGCCCUGAAGUCUAAAGUGGAGCUGCGCAAGGAGCUUCUGGAGCAGGCGCACAAGCUUUACCAGUUUCAAGCACACGUGUGGGACUAUUUCUCCUGGGCAGCAGAAAUGAUAAGGGAAAUGAAAGCCAAGGAGACCAUUCGGGACAUAUCUACUAGCAGCCUGAGACUUACCCAACAUCAACAGCUAUUGGCAGAGAUUGAAGCACGAGAAGAGAAGUACAACCAUGUGGUACAGCUAGGACAGUCACUCUUGCAAGAUGACAAUUUAAGAACAAGAGAGAUUCAGCAGAAGUUACAGGCACUUUCGGAAGAGAAGGAGAAUGUCUACAAUGAAUGGAAACGGAAGAAGGAGUGGCUGGAGAAAAUACACCAAGAACAGAUGUUCUACAAAGAUUGGGAUCACCUGGACAAGCUCCUGAACUCACAGGAAAUUUAUUUGAAAAGCAGUGACCUUGGAAGCUCUGUAGAUGAAGUGGAGCGACUAAUCAGGAAACAUGAGGCUUUUGAGAAACUUCUGGCUUCACAAGAUGAGAAGAUGAUGUCUCUUCAAGAACAGGCAAGCAAGAUAGAGAAGACUGGUGGACUGGAAGGACUACAGAUCCAGCACAAACUGAAUGCCAUCCUGGAGAGGAAGCAGCAGAUCAAGGAUCUCUCCCAGAGCAGGCGGGAAAGGCUGCAGACAGCCCUCCUCCUGGCAUUUUUCUACCAGAACUUGGGAGAG